GAGUCAUUUCAGAUCCGGCGAUUUCUGGUUUCAAAAGCUCAAGCUCAAGUUCCAAUGGCGUAAUCGUCAUCACCGUGUGAGAGGCAGGGAGACGAAGAGAAAGAGAAGCUCAGACUUUUUUAUCCUGUCGGUGAGAAGAGAUCCCUCCGCUGCUCGCCUGUUCCUGUCGUAGUCGUCGCUUCCUUAAAGCCUUGGUCUUGUUCAGAUCAAGGAUCCAUUUGCAACCUCAUAUAUGCUUGUUGUGUGGUGGUUUACUGAAAUCAACGCCGAUCUGUUUGGAUUUCGGUGGUUAUGGAGAAGAUCUAGAGGUACUGUUGGUUCCUGGGAUUCUAACUCCAAAUAGGUGAAUUUCUAGAGUCUGAGCCCUUGGUAAUGGCUGUAGUGGUAGAUCUAGAGUGUUGAUGUGUUAGAAAAGGUAGAACUGGAGCGGGUAAAUACUAGUUGACUCGGUGAUAAUAUGAUUGAAACGAUGGUAGUUGUUGCUCAGCAUCGGAAUCAGUACUACGGUAAGGCCGGGGCUCACUGCCCUUCAAGAUUUGACGCAUUUGGAUCACCUCCUUCCAGAGGCUUCAAAGAUAUCAGUUGCCGAAGUUUUCAGUCCGGAGCAGGUUUACUCGCAACUCCGUUAAAGGCUUGUUCUACUGCUGGGGGGAAACGGGGAUGCUCUUCUUCUCUCAAAACUCCGUCGCCCUCUAUUAAGACUCAUUCCGAGGAAUCUAAGCACCAGAAAAGAACUGUGAAGAGCAAUGCAAUUCCCAUUCCCAUUUAUGCGGAGGCUGAACAUAGCAAGGAUGGACUUCUAAACGAUCACUUCUACUCGGAACUUUGGGCCGGACCGGCAUAUUCCAACUCGCCGCCGCCUAGUUCAUUGCCUAUUCCUAAAUUUUCACUCCGUCCAAAGAGGACCGUCUCCCUUGACUUGCCUGCUUCUUCUGCCUCUGAUAUCAAUUUUCGCCCAUUAGCCAAAUCUGCACCCCCUUCUCCAACAAGGGACCAUAGCAAUAGUUCUAGAUAUUUCUUUGAAAGUUCGGCCUCUGCGACAAAGAACUUGCGCCGCAUUCUGAAUCUUGACAUCACAGAUGAAUGAAAGAUGGGAGCAUCCGGCUCGUGUAAAUAAACUGUGUUGCAGACUUGGUCAAUGGUAUAGAGUAUGUAUAGUUAAUAACUUAUUCUGUAAGUCGACUCUCUAGAAGUUUUUUCAGUGCUUUGUAGUGGUGGCAUGUGAGAAGUGAUAACCGGUUGAGCAACAAUCUCCAGACAUUGCAUUGGCAAUUGAUGUGGGAACCACUUGUAAAACUCUGCAGCAGAUGUGGUUGGAGUUAAGGGCUGAUGGAAAUAUUUCAGAAUCAGAGAGAAUUUGAUGGAUGGGUGGUAGAUAUCUGCACUCCCUUAGCCUGGGUUCAUGAACUUGAUUAUCAGUAUCCAUUCAUCUGAAAGAGAAGUUAAAGCUAGUUGAUUGAAGAAGAUAUGGUACUUGGGCUUUAAGUUUAUAUACUCUGUAUAUAUUGUAGAAUCCUGACACCAUUAGUUAUACAACUUCCCUAAGAUUUUGUUUGUUCUUUCUUCUUAUAGACAUCUUUGGUCCUUAAUGGUAACUCCCCUAUUUCGGUCCUGCAGUUUGUGUUCACUUUUAGUUCGGUCUUCCCUGAUCUGGCUUCCUAGACAAUGUUCGUUUUCUUCCUACCUCUUUUUUUAUGUUAAUAUGGCCUGAAUGGGCUACUUUCGCAUGUGUGUCUCAUUGGUCUCGUUUCUUUUCUUCUGUUUUCCUUCUUUUGGGUAGAUGUAGCUCCUAAUCUUCAGGCUGAGAGCGUUUUAUGCUCCCUCACCAUCUUCCUGGUUUUUAAUAUGGAAAGUUGGAAGGAAAGUAGUUUGUUCCCUCACCAUCUUUAGUUCACCCUCACCAACCGCAACAACCCCCCCCCCCCCCCCCCCCCCCAAAAAAAAAAAAAAAAAAAAAACCACACCCAACCCAACCCAAAACGAAAAAAGAGUUAAAAAAAAAAAAAAAAAGGGCAACAACCCUAAGGGCAUAUACUCGUCAUUCACUGUCCAAUUUUAAGCCCCCCUAUUCUAGUUUCGUGUUCAACAGUGUGUCAUGCUAUUCUGUUCAGUCAGCAUGUGUUCUUGAAGGAGGACGGUUGAUUACCGACAAGUGUAGGAAAAGCGAGCAAGCGAGCACAGGAACUUUCCGGUGGUUGUUUCUCAAUCGUGACGUGUUCUGGACUGGCAACCCCCUUGAACUGGGUUAUCUGAAUGCCGUUGUUUUCGUUCAUCUGUGUGCUACCCAAUAAGCAUGUAAUCUACCUUGUGUUUCCAAAGUUGCCAUUGUCUUUACUUGUGUUCUAUAUCGUGCCCAGCCUGCCUUUGGUCUGUUGGAGCCCGAUGCAUAAUGUUGGAUGCUGAGGACGAUGGUAACUGAUAUACUUGUUCCUGCCAUGUUAUAAUGAGACUUCAAUGCAGACGUUUGUGUCUUCUUACCGUGUUA
Molecule: messenger RNA, 2485 nt
Organism: Diospyros lotus (date-plum)
Lineage: Eukaryota; Viridiplantae; Streptophyta; Magnoliopsida; Ericales; Ebenaceae
Exons: 3
Coding region: 458-1087 (209 amino acids)
Source: RefSeq, a predicted model, not a curated record